Armigeres subalbatus is the source of this 6111-nucleotide messenger RNA. Its product is annotated as diacylglycerol kinase eta-like. Gene Ontology annotation, molecular function: ATP-dependent diacylglycerol kinase activity; protein binding. Gene Ontology annotation, biological process: diacylglycerol metabolic process; intracellular signal transduction; lipid phosphorylation. The record is from RefSeq and is a predicted model, not a curated record. Lineage: Eukaryota; Metazoa; Arthropoda; Insecta; Diptera; Culicidae.
AUGGAAGACUGGUUGCACAGCGCUCAAGGCCGCUCCAUCACGGAGUUUUUCGAACCAGGGCCACCGAUCAGCAUGACUUUCUCUCGACAUCACAAUUGGUAUGCAACAUCCCACGCCCGGCCAACCUGCAAUGUCUGUCGCGAGGCUUUGUCCGGAGUUACAUCGCACGGGUUAUCCUGUGAGGUGUGCAAAUGUAAGGUUCAAAACGAUGGCUGCCAAGGCGAUAGCCAACGAAAUGGACCACGCUCGCUUGGUGAAGAUAUCAUCGAGGAUAUGGAUGGGAACAUUGUCAUGCCUCACCAAUGGAUGGAGGGUAACCUUCCAGUGUCGGCCAAAUGAUUGUGCGACAAAACGUGCGGAUCGGUAAGCUUGCAGGAUUGGCGCUGCCUUGUGCGCUCCACAGUUCACACUGCCUGCCGACCACAGGCCAUGGUGGUGCCUCUGGGACCAGCGCGGGUUUCGGUGGUCCCGCCGAUUUCGCUACACUCGAUCGGAAUCGACGACGCAUGGGACGUUUGCAAACCGCACGGUAGCUUCUCGCCGCUGUUGGUGUUCGUUAACUCCAACGGUGACAAUCAGGGCGUCAAGUUUCUGACGCUUCAGGCGCUGAACCCGGCGCGUUUUGAUCUCAUAUCAAGGGCCUGCCUGGGCUUGCGACUGUUUCGCCACUUUGCCUUCCGGAUAUUGAUCUGUUCCGGGAUGGCCGUCGGUUGGGUGCUCAGCGAAAUCGAUCAAUUAAACAUGACGAAACAAUGCCAAAUAGCCGUGCUUCCCCUGGGCACUGGGAAUGACCUCGCCCGGGUUCUGGGCUGGGGCAGCUCCUGCGAUGACGACGCACAUCUGCCGCAGCUGCUCGAGCGGUACGAAAAGUCAAGCACCAAGAUGCUGGAUAGGUGGAGCGUAAUGGUGUUCGAGCGGGACAUUGGCAUUGCGCCACCAGUUCCAACCCGAACCCCGAAGAUGUCGAUUUCGCAUCACCCGGACCCGGUUCUGUUCCAGUACGAGGAUGAAGUUCUCAGCCACCUACAGUCAAUUGUCACCAACGACGACACGCAAACCAUGCUACAAUCGACACGGGAUCUGGUCAAAACGGUCAACGACUUUAUCACUAGAGUAAUAGAAAACAGCUCCGAUGAGGAGCAAUUAAGCAUAAAAUGUGAUAUUUUAAGACAAAAAUUAGGUAUGUUAUUAGAUACUCUGAAGGAAGAAGAAGCUGGUCUUCACGGUGACGACGAAUUAAUCCGAACACUUAAAGAAAUUGCUCAAAAAAGUGCCUCUGCAAGACCAAUAGAUACUGAUUUCCCUUCACAUAGAACGAUAGAAAAACAGGAAAAAGACAAACUGAAUUCCAGGGAACGCAUAAGUAGACUUGAUAGCCGAUCGGAGAAGGAGGCAGUCAUGUGCCGGGCCAAUAGUCUUAAGCGUGCCAUACAUGACGUAAUGAAGUACAGCGAAACUAGCUUGCUUUACGUGCCCCCGAAGCGACUAUCGAUUUCCAUGAACCCGAAAGAUACAUCCCCCGGUAAUUCACCCAUCCCAGUAUCGGCACCAUCAUCAUCGAUCUCGCCAUCGGUAUCCACCUCGCGACUUACAUGCAUAUCACCGUUGCCGGACCUGCGGCGUGACUCCAUGGACGAGCAUUUCCUGAGCAAUGUUAACCUGCCGGUCCCGAAGCAGUUCGCCGAUGGUAGUAGCCGUCGGAGCUCCGGCAUCCCGGAAAACUACAGAAUCUCCAGCAUCGAAGAACUAGAGGAAAACAGCAUCCACACGGAGAAGUACGACGCACUGAACGCUGCAUUAGCAAGCCUCGCCAACAUCGAAGAAAACGUAGACAAUCAUAUUAGGGACGAUAAGGACGACACGUUGAACCAGAAAUCGACCACAACGACCACUUCGGACUCGCAAUCAACGACGGCUCCGUACGACUUUUCGUUCGAAUCCGACACAAAGACUGUAAAGUUCGACCAAGAUGCGAGUAGCGCAUUCGAACGCUUAGGGUUUAAACCAUUCAAGAAAGGCAUCGAGCAGCGCCAACAACAGCUCCAGCAGCAGAGGAGCGAUCCUGCGGAGUAUAUGCACUUCCAACCGAUUGAGGUAUACGAGCGGAACUUGUACCGUAUUCAGCAGCAACAGCAGCAACAUUCUGAACAUGGGAAUGGGAAAGUAGUCGAACAGAAGAGUUCCAAUAUGUUGCAGGUACCGAGUAUCUGCUUGCCAUCCCUGGAGAAACCGCCAGAAAAUAUGUACUUUAGCGACAACAUAACGAUCAUCGAUACAGAUCUACCGGAACGGUCAUCGUCGGACGAAGCACCAGGAGAAGCUAGCGAUGUGCUAUCGGCCAUCAGUAACGAGGAAUGCAGUGUGACUUCCGAAAUUUUGGACCGCCCGUCCGAGGGCAACUCCCAAAUACCGACUGCCGAAUUGAUACAGGAUCUAGACACGGAUCGCUUCAGCCACAUCGACUCCCCGGAAACGAGUGACACCACCGAAGCGCUGCAUGGCGAAAGUCUGAUGGAUGACAUCAGCUCGGUAUUGGGUCAGGAACUGCUGGGAGCCCUGAUGGACAACACCAUCACCGAAGACACAACGACCCUCUGUACGCUGGAUCAUACCAAGCGGCGUAGCUUCAAGAACAAACAACAGCAGCAGCAGCAACAACAACGAAAGGGAGUGAUCGAAGCGGAGCAGUGUGGUUUUGAGAAUCGGGUGUUCGACAUCGACAACCGGUGUGAUGACCAGAAAGUACGCGAACCUCGUUACUGCAGUCUGGCCAAAUUUGUCGAAGGAAAUGACAUCGCUAGGAAGAGUUUCAAACGCCCGUCGGGUGCAGGAAUACCUUCAAGAAGCUUAGCGAGUCAGGCUUACAAAGCACAAGAAAACGAGUACGAAAACACAAAGAUGUUGGCAAAACAUUAUCUGCAGCCACAUGGGUCUCCAUCGGACGUAUCUGCCUCCGACACAGACACCGUUCAGUACAGAAUACUUAGCUCAGCGUGUACCAACGUGGAUGAGGAUAGUUUGACAGACUUCGACGACAAGGAAGAACAAUCGGACGAUGACCAAGACACUGAAGGCGCCGCCGGAGGUCACUCGGAAGACGAAGAGAUCAAGGACGAACCCAACGACGAUGAGCAAUCACUAUACAUGACAGGAAUUCCGACAAUCAACGUAGUCGUCGAACCACCAUCGCCGGCGAUGAGCGACGAACUACGAUCGCUGCGGGUGCCGGAAAUACGGCGGCACUCGAGUCACACGCCGAACACCCUGGCACCGCGGGAAAUCAACGUUAACCGGCGGCAUUCGGGCAACAAUCCGAAUUUGCUAGGACUGGACUCGGAGCACAUUCGCUUCCUGAACUGCUCACCGGCCGCGACGCGGCGAAUCAGCAGCGGAAGUUUGCUUUUUAAACCGGAAGCGCUGGGUAGCUCGAAAAGCAAUAUGUUUAGCUCUAAUCUGGGUUUGUUCAACUUCGAUCGUGACUCUGAGAGUAAAGAAGAGGAGAAAAAGAAAAAGGAUGAGAAGGAGGAGAAAGUUAAGAAGUUGCCGAUAAUCAAUCCACUGGUGCGGUUACCAUCUUGGCCAAACGUGAGUAGUGGAACGGGAUUCAUUUCGAAGUGUUUGUUAGCGAACGCCGAUACCUUGUGCGCGGCUGUAAGCCCUCUGAUGGAUCCCGAUGAAACACUGAUGGAAGGCUACUCGGAGAAGGCCGUCAUGAAUAACUACUUUGGCAUCGGGAUUGAUGCGAAGAUUUCCUUGGACUUCCAUAACAAACGAGAGGAACAUCCGGAGAAGUGUAGAUCCCGGGCCAAGAACUACAUGUGGUACGGAGUGCUGGGAUCGAAGCAGUGGCUUCAGAAGACGUACAAAAAUCUCGAGCAGAAGGUUCAGCUCGAGUGCGAUGGCCAGCGUAUUCCGUUGCCAUCGCUGCAGGGUAUUGUGAUUCUGAACAUUCCGAGCUUUAUGGGCGGUACGAACUUCUGGGGAACGAAAAAGGAGGACGAUUGUUUCCUUGUGCAAAGCUUUGACGAUCGUAUUCUGGAGGUGGUGGCCGUUUUCGGUUCGGUUCAGAUGGCUGCAUCUCGGUUGAUCAAUCUCCAGCACCACCGGAUUGCGCAGUGCCAAAGCGUACAGAUUAACAUUUUAGGUGAGGAAUGCGUUCCUAUACAAGUGGAUGGAGAGGCAUGGUUGCAGCCACCUGGAAUGAUUCGUAUCAUUCACAAAAAUCGAGUUCAAAUGUUGUGCCGCAAUCGCUGCUUAGAGAUGUCACUGAAGAGCUGGCAGGAGAAACAGCGCCAGCACAGUAUUUCUAUAGCUCGCGAACAGCCGUCGACGACGUCUUCGGAGCAGCUCGUAUCCGUAUCGGACGAUUUGUUCAACGAACGGGAGACGUAUCUUUUGCUUAACUUUAUCGAGUGUGUUAGUACGUUGGUGAAGUGGGUCAAGUUUUUGAUUAUAUCGCACCCUUCGCUCCAACCGGAUCUGUACACGGUGGCAACCAAAACGGCCGACGCAUUGGAAUCGAUCCAUCCGGGUGGUAAGAUCAUCGACGGGCCGGAUUUGAGACGACAGCUAACUGAAUUGGUCCGCGCGGCCCGACAGCUGUACGAGAACACUUGUGACCUGCUGCGGGAGCGUAGCCACAGCCUGAUUCUGCGGGAAGAUCUGGAAACGAAACUGAGCGUAUCGCUCGCCAACAUGGAAAUGGAGCUGGGUAAGUGCAGUUUGCAGCAAACCAGUGACGGCGAUACGAAGGUGUAUCUGAACGUGUUGGCUCCGAACGAGGACGUCGACCAUCAUCGUAAGAAGCAGAAACCAUUCUGGUUGCGUUUCCGUGGUCACCACGGUCCAGGCGGCUCCGGAGUCGGCGGUGGAAAAGUCAAAACGAACGCCGAUCUGGUCAAUAACUGGGGAGUGGGCGAAGUGGUAACAUGGUUGGAAGCCAUGCAGAUGACAGAGUACGUGGAUAGUUUCAUUAAGAAUGACAUACGGGGUAAGGAGCUGCUCACGUUGGCUCGGCGAGAUUUGAAGGAUCUCGGAGUCACCAAGGUGGGUCACGUGAAACGUAUCCUGCAAGCAAUCAAAGAUCUGGGCAGCACCAGCGUCGGAUAGGAAGGUACAUUAGGUAUUAGAUGCAUUUCAGUUUUAACUAAUCGGAACUGUGGCUAGUAGACUAUCGAAUAUCUAUAUCAGUACUCUAUAGAAUGGAUAAUUUGAAAGUAAUUCCGAAGCAGUUGUCAGCAAACACAAAGGAAUCGAAGCUAAUAGGUAUUUAAAUUGUUUUAAUAAUCAAGAAACCAAAAGACUUCAUUUACUCUGGUAUAAGCAAAUAUUUCCAAGUCUUUUUAAGUAUUCAUUUCGUUUCGGGAAAAGGCACCGAAACUCUUAGCAUCGCAAUAAUGGUUAGAGGAAGAGGUUGUGUCGGACACGUAGCAUCAUUCCAAGCCGAUAGCAGUAGAAAUGUUGGAACCAAGUGGAAAUAGUACGAAGCCUGAUGCAGUAAAUAUCAUGAAAUAUCUAUUUUGCUUUGGUAGUUUAUGAACUAGAAUAAACCGAGAAGAAGAACUAGAAAACGUAAUCUUGAGAAGCCUAAUGUUAAUUGUGUGUUUUAGUUGUAAGUUUUCCGAUGUUCAAUUGCAAAAUUGCUGCGUGAGUGUGCAUCUUGAGUGUAGUUUUUCCUUUCCAAAAAACAGAGAUAUAUUCCCGUUUGUUCGCAUCAAGUGUGUAAUAGAGUCGUUAGAGCCGCAAACAAAUUAAAAUGUCAAAAAUUCUAAAUCCAGUUGCAAGGAAAAACAGGAAAUCUUUAUCCAUACAUAUAUACAUGACACUUACCACUUGUGUUCCAUUGAGGUACUUUAGUGCUGUUGAGUGUAUACUUGUUGUCUGUGUGUAUGUACUUUGGGAGGUCCGGAAUCGUCAGAAUAACGAAAAAGUGACUACACGGCUAGGAAAACAGCAAUGAUAUUAGAAUGAACUCCCAUAUUCUAGGUAAACAUUAAAUAAUUCGUAUGAUUCUCAUGUGUGAAUAGAAUUAUCCUUUUCCAUGGAGUUGAAUCCCUCAAGAAGCUUAGGAGAAUAGCAAGAAAAUAUAUGUAAAUAGUUAGAAACCCAAAA